GGGUAUGGAUUAUAUUAGUCGACGUAUGUAUAUAGUAGGUCCUUUCACAUUUCAUAUACAAACAAAUCUAUUUGUUAACCUCUAAUUUUCCUUGUGGAACUUCUCAAAUUCUGUAAAGAAGUUCUGAUGCGCAGCAUACGAGAAAGUUUUCAGUAUGCAAUCGUAUUUGACAUAUAAACGAUUCGGAAAAUUAACCGAAGCGCAAUUCGAGAGGGAUAGAUGGAGGGCCGAGGCGCUGGAGAGGGGCAAUAAAGAUUUGCAAUCUGAGAAUCGGAAUUUGGAUGUGAAUGGAAGGAAUGGGUUAGGAGGGAAUCGUCAUUCUUCUUCUUCGUCUUCUUCCUCUGACAAUACAGGAUCGUCGUCGGUCUCGGAGCUGCAUACGCAUGAUGUUGAGAAAGCAGAGAGGGGUAUAUCAAAGGCACCUUCACUGAAUUCUUCUACCGGAGAAAAUGUGUAUAGGGAGAAAAAUGAUGCAGAACACGAACAAGAACAAGACGAUGAAAAUGGAAAUGCAAACGGCAACGCGAGAUCAGAACCCCUUGAUCGGAUUGCUACCCGAGCGACCGCACACACAACGCGCAGUUUUGGAACACGAUUGGGGUACACACUAACAGGUAUCGAAGUACGAGAAUUAUCCGAACAGUUAACGAGGACGCGGACGGCAGCCAAGACCAAGACGCAAUCCAAAUCGAAGCAAAACUCCCACCCAAACGAUGCGGGAAAUGAAAAAGAAGGGCCUAGAGAAACAGUCUUUGUUGUCGGUUAUGAAGGCUCGAAAGAUCACAUGGAUCCGCAUAAUUGGUCGCUGUGGCGUCGAGGUUUCUGCACCAUCAUGAUUGCGUCGAUUGGAUUUAUAGUCGGGUUUGCGUCGUCGAUUGAUAGCGCGGCGUUGACGCAGGCGGCGGAGGAUUUUGGCGUGAGUGAGGUUGCGGAGUCGUUGGCGACGGGAUUGUUUCUGGUGGGAUUUGGUCUCGGUGCUUUGUUUGCUGGACCGAUAUCUGAAACGAUCGGGAGAAACCCAGUCUACAUUUCUACUCUCUUCAUAUACAUGAUCUGGAUCAUGGCAUCCGCGCUGGCACCCAAUCUCACGGCCCAACUCAUCUUCCGCUUCCUAGCCGGAUUUUUCGGCUCCACCCCACUCACCUGCGCAGGCGGAUCCAUCUCAGAUCUCUGGUCGCCCAUGGAGCGAGUAUACGCCUUUCCAGUCUUCGCCAACGCCGCAUUCAUGGGGCCGAUUUUCGGGCCCAUCGUUGGCGGUUUCGUCGGACAAUCUCAACUCGUGAGUUGGAGAUGGUGCGAAUGGAUCACGUUGAUUCUUUCCGGGUUGAUUCUCCUCCUCAUCACACUCUUUCAACCCGAGACGUUUGCGCCCAUUCUGCUGAAAUGGAAAGCUGCGCAUCUGCGCCGCAUAACGGGCGACGAGCGAUUUGUCGCCGAGGUGGAAAUUAGAGCCGAUCCAUUCAAAACGAGAUUAUUAAGAGCACUAUAUAGACCCUGUCUUCUCAUUACGCGCGAACCCAUUGUGAUGCUCUUCGCGCUCUAUCUCACCGUUGUAUACAUCAUCCUCUUUACCUUUCUCGACGGAUACACAUAUAUUUUUGGCGAAACCUACAAUUUCAGCGAAGGGCUCACCGGUCUCGCAUUCCUCGGUAUCGCCAUCGGGCUUUGUUUCGCCACCUGUCUCGUUCCGCUGAUUCACCACUGGGCGAAGAAGGAUCUUGCAGCUUUGCACGCCAUCCAUGGAGAAAGCGCAAGACUGCCCCCGGAAAAAAGACUCUGGUUUGCCAUGUUCGGCGCCCCCUUUAUCCCCAUCUCGCUUUUCUGGAUGGGCUGGACGAAUUAUCCAUCGAUUUCUCCAUGGUCGGGUCUCGUAGCUUCGUUGUUUUUUGGAUUCGGAAUCCUGUGUAUUUUCAUAAGUACAUAUCAGUAUAUUAUCGAUUCCUAUGAAAUGUACGCGGCGUCCGCAUUGGCGAGUUUGACGCUGGUGAGAUAUGUGGCUGCGGGGGGGAUGGUGGAGGUGGGGAUUCCUUUUUAUGAGAAUUUGGGCGUGCAUUGGACGCUGACGGUAUUGGGAGGGAUAAGUGCGGUGAUGGUGCCGGUGCCGUAUCUGUUUUAUGUUUAUGGGGAGAAAGUGAGGGGAUGGAGUCGCUUUGCUGCGACGCAUUAGAGACUAGAAGGAUAUGGGAGGAUUAGAUUUUAGUGGGAAUGUUGGAUUUGGAUUUGAGUUUCAUGCGUUGGAAAGUCAAUCGUGUUUAGAAAGCGUAAAUAUAAUAUCAGCGGGAGUGAAAGGCAGGUCAUAUAUGAGUAUCAGACAUGCUUUAUAGAUAAGUCAGAGUAAAUAUUAGAUAAUGAUGAUGAAUAAAGAGCAACA
Botrytis cinerea B05.10 is the source of this 2371-nucleotide messenger RNA. RefSeq lists its product as hypothetical. Gene Ontology annotation, molecular function: transmembrane transporter activity. The transcript is spliced from 2 exons. Lineage: Eukaryota; Fungi; Ascomycota; Leotiomycetes; Helotiales; Sclerotiniaceae. Gene Ontology annotation, biological process: transmembrane transport. The coding region runs from base 155 to 2167 and encodes 670 amino acids. The record is from RefSeq and is a predicted model, not a curated record.